Molecule: messenger RNA, 2336 nt
Organism: Notolabrus celidotus (New Zealand spotty)
Lineage: Eukaryota; Metazoa; Chordata; Actinopteri; Labriformes; Labridae
Product: beta,beta-carotene 9',10'-oxygenase-like
Exons: 13
Coding region: 205-1920 (571 amino acids)
Biological process (GO): carotene catabolic process; retinal metabolic process
Cellular component (GO): mitochondrion
Molecular function (GO): carotenoid dioxygenase activity; beta-carotene 15,15'-dioxygenase activity
Source: RefSeq, a predicted model, not a curated record
CUUUCUCAAUGAAUGAAGGUACAGAAGGUUCGGUUAGCGUCCCGCUUGAGAUUGGGAAUAAGUGCUUGCAUAACAGUGCCGCCCCCCUGCUACUGAGCACUAUAUAUCAUUGACAACCAGGACAUAGAUGCAGGUAGCAGAAGGAAACCAUCAUCAUCCUAAGAACAUAUUUGCCAUGGCGCCUGUGAAGCUCGAGAACUCAGGAUGCAGUUCGUUGUAGGUCUCUCCAUAGGCCUCUAUUUUGCCGUUGUGGUAGCAACUCCAUCUUAUCCAUCAGAAAAAAACAUGCCUGUUAAAAAUGGGAAGGCCAAGGAUGACACCACCUCGUUCAGAAAGGGACUUGAGACAAUAGCCCCUCUGGUCCGCUCUGUAGAAGAGACCCCUGAGCCCAUCUCCACUAAAGUACAAGGCAGCAUUCCUUCCUGGAUCAAUGGAAACCUGCUCCGCAACGGCCCAGGGAAAUUUGAGUUCGGGAACACACACUUCAAUCACUGGUUUGAUGGGAUGGCCAUGCUGCACCAGUUUAAGAUCGUCAAUGGCCAGGUGACCUACAUGAGUCGCUUUCUGCAAAGCGAUGCCUUCAAGAAGAACACUGAGGGUGACCGCAUUGUGAUGUCCGAGUUUGGUACCCUUGCCAUGCCCGACCCCUGCAAGAACUUCUUCCAACGCUUCCUGUCCCGCUUUGUGAUGAUUGAGCCCACCGACAACGCAAGUGUGAACUUUGUGAAAUACAAAGGAGACUACUAUGUGAGCACAGAGACAAAUUUCAUGCACAAAGUGAACCCAGAGAAUCUGGAAACAUUGGAAAAGGUAGACUGGAGCAAGUUCAUUGCUGUAAAUGGAGCCACUGCCCACCCACACUUUGACCCCGAUGGUACUACCUAUAAUAUGGGCAACUCUUAUGGAAGCAAAGGGGCCUUGUACAACAUCAUCAAAGUCCCUCCUGGGAAGACAGAUGCCAAAGAAACCCUGGAAGGAGCCAAAGUACUCUGCUCUAUUGUGCCUGCAGAUAGAGGCAAUCCCUCCUACUACCACAGCUUUGCCAUGUCCGAGAACUACGUGGUGUUCAUCGAGCAGCCAAUCAAGAUGGACCUGCUGAAGAUAAUCACAUGCAAGCUAAGAGGGAAGGCUCUGAGCGAGGGCAUCUAUUGGGAUCCAAACCUGGAAACUGUCUUCCAUCUCGUCGACAAGCGUACAGGCGAGGUCAGCUCCGUCAAGUACCACACCAAAGCCAUCUCGGUCUUCCACCAGAUCAACGCCUAUGAGGAGGACGGGUUCUUGAUGGUCGACAUGUGCUGCUCAGACGACGGUCAAGCCAUCAACAACUACCUCAUUCAGAACCUACGCAAGUCAGGGGACGCUUUAGAUGAGGUCUACAACACUCUGAGCCGGUCUUACCCUCGCCGCUUCGUUUUUCCUCUUAAUGUGACCAAUGAAACACCAAUAGACCAAAACCUGAACACUCGACCCGACAGCAAGGCAACCUGUGUCAAAGUCAACAAAGAUAAGGUCUUCUGCCAACAUGAGGACCUGCAUGGAGAUGACCUGCAGGAUUAUGGAGGCCUGGAGUUCCCUCAGAUCAACUACGGCAAAUAUAACACAAAACCAUACCGUUUCUUCUAUGGCUGUGGAUUCAGACACCUGGUGGGAGACUCUCUGCUCAAAAUGGACCUGAAGGAAAAGAAAUUCAAGGUGUGGUACCAGAAGGGUUUCUACCCGUCAGAGCCGGUGUUUGUGCCGUCACCUGAUGCCGUGGAGGAGGAUGAUGGUGUCAUCCUGUCUGUGGUUCUUACUCCCUCAGAGGAUAAAGGAACAUUCCUCCUGGUUUUGGAUGCAAAGACGUUCGAAGAGCUGGCCAGAGCUAGCGUGCCUGUCAACAUGGCUUAUGGCUUCCAUGGGAUCUUCAACUCACACACAUAAAGCACUUAUCAAAUAUCAAACACAAAGAAAACCAAUACAGUGUUAAUCCAUAUAACCACUUUAUGCCUGGCAGUACUGCUCUAUAUGCUAAAACUGAAUGUAGUCUUCUGACUCAAAGCUGGUGACUGAUUUUUCUUACCUGGUUUCUGGUUUCCACAUCCAACUGUGUUGGAAUUUAUCAAGAAACUCUCAAAUAUACUCUUUAAAUGUACUCAAGGCUAGCAUUUCAACUAUGCUCCUUCAGUAUGAAAGUGAAGUUUACAUUCCUUCAUGAAGUGCUUAUGACUUCUAAUGCUGUAGCAUCACACCAGUGGAUUCCUGGUUGCAGAAUGUACCAGCUAUCAGGACACCAAUGUGCCUAAUGACCUUUCCUUUUGUACUUGUUUUUUCAUUAAACAAUAUAUUUGAUGUUGGAA